AUGAGUGAUGAUGACCUUGAUUGGGAGCAGCCACUUCAACUCUCCUCAAUCAUAGCCCUUGCCAAUUUAUUAUCCAUUGGAACCAAAUGUACUAUACCAAUUAGUUCAUCGAUAUCACCUGGUGAGGUGCUUGGGAUUGCAAGGGACACGAAUAACAAAUCGUGUAGACUUCAAUCAUUGCGAUUGUUGGCCAACUUAUCAGUGUUUGAUAACAAUGAUGAGAACCUACUAUAUAGCAAAAUUGGUGAUGAAGGAUUGAUCAGUCUGAUCAAUCUAUUUGAGAGAGCAGACCUCUACACCAGCCGGAAUAUCAUUCGAUGUCUAGGUCACAUGUCCAAAGAUAAGAAUGUUGCAGACCUCUUGUUGAAUGAUGAGGUCUGGGACAAGUUCAUCGUGGUCUCUGAGAUCAAUGACAUUGAGAUACAAAGACGACUUUCCAGAACAAUUGCCAAUGCUGCCUUCAACAACAGCGAACGAUUAGUUGAGAAGACAGAGGUUCAGACAUUGUUGGCCAAGUGGAUAAAAUCUAGCGAUGAUUAUAUACGCUCCAACUCGAUAAGGGCACGUGUAUCUCUAGCCACAUCUAACCAGAAGACACCAAAGUAUGCCGAGGGUAUUUACCUGCUGCAUCCAACGAAUGCCAGCUCUGACUUUGACUUUGACCUGAUAUUCAUUCAUGGCGUCAAUGGACAUCCCUUCACAACAUGGGCCAACACGCCGGUGGCACCAGACUCCACGCCGCUGCCCGAAGCGGCAAUCGAUGAGUCCAAGCUCGUAUGCUGGCCCAAGGACUGGAUCCCACAAGAUUUCCCCAAGGCCCGUGUGAUCACAGUUGGAUACGACAUAUUCCUCUCGUCCUGGGGCGGUGGCAACGCCACACCCUUGCAUGAUCAGAGCCAAGAGAUCCUGGAGAAUCUCAAGCUGGCGGGCGUUGGCUCGCGGCCAUUCAUGUUUGUCACACACAGCUUUGGCGGGCUGGUCGCCAAGCAGAUGCUCAAACUGGCGUCCCAGUCACCAGCGCACUAUAGUGACAUAUCAAAGAACUGUCGCGCAGUGGUGUUCUACGCCACGCCACACUAUGGUGCACGUCUUGCCGAGUACGCCUAUACACUGGAGAAGGUGUUGCGCACCACCAGCGCCAUCUACGAUCUGUUGCCGAGCAGCCAGCACGUCGAUCGUCUCACACGCCUCUUCCCCAAGUUUGCGCCCAACGUCGCCACCAUGUGCUUUGGCGAAACUGAAGAGACAUGUGUACUGAAGAACAUCUGUCUGGUGAUUGUCGAUGAGGCCAGUGCCAAUCCCAAGUUCUCAGGUGCCACUCACUCAUUCAAACUACUCAAAGCCAAUCAUCGUGGAGUAUGCAAACCAUACGAUCGCAAUGAUGAGAAGUAUCAACUGGUUCGUGAUUUUAUCAACAGUGUCAUCUAUGGUUCAUCAUCAUCGAACUCCUCCUCAUCAUCAAGGUUACAGCAUCACAUUGAUAGUCAUCAUCAUCAGCAUCAACGUGUUGUCAUUGAUUGA
Molecule: messenger RNA, 1521 nt
Organism: Acytostelium subglobosum LB1
Lineage: Eukaryota; Evosea; Eumycetozoa; Acytosteliales; Acytosteliaceae
Exons: 4
Coding region: 1-1521 (506 amino acids)
Source: RefSeq, a predicted model, not a curated record